UCCGCUGCAUCAUGUCCCAGAAGAGCCUCUGCUGGCGGAGAUGUAAUCACCUCUUCUGGGCAUCCUUCCCUCACCUCAUCCUGAUCAUCUGCCUGGUGCUGUACAGCUUCGCCGGGGCCCGCGUAUUCCAAUGGCUGGAGGGCUCUUCUGGAGACAACCAAUCCGAAUCCGACGUCCUGCUAGAGAAGCUCUGGAACGUCUCGCGGGCCGUGACCAGGAACGCCGGCGCCAAUGAAGAAAGUUUUAAGAACCUUUCCAGACCUCUCAUUGCUCCAUAUAUGAUGAAAAAAGGCAAAUGGACCUUCCUGGGCUCCCUGUUCUUCUGCUGCACCGUCAUCACCACCGUCGGUUACGGGAAUCUGACUCCCAUCACCGUACCUGGAAGGGUCGUAUGUAUGGUGUACGCUGCAAUCGGCAUACCGCUCAUGUUAAUGGUGCUGGCUGACUUAGGAGGCAUUCUGGCCAUCUUUCUGUCGAAGUCUUAUCAAUAUUUCCUGAAAGUCUGCCACAGACGUUCCCGGUGCCAAUCCAAAGGACCCAACAACUUCCCUACCUUCUCGAACCAUUCUAACAAUUUCAGCACAGAGUCCACCCUGGACAGUCAUGUGUCCAUCAAGGAGCCCCUAAACCUGACGGACGUGCUGAAGAGCCAGGCCAAUGUGAAGAGGCGUUACAUGCAAAUGAGCAAUAUGGACAUCUUUGAAUUUAUGAUCAUCCAGGAGAAUCGGAGCAUGCUGCCUUUGAGAAACCAAUUGAAGAGAUGUCACUCUUGCCCCAGCCUGGGCACUAAGCCCAUGUCCAACUCUGUCGACUAUAACUUUGACCAUAUAGGGGAUAAGGUUGACCAUAUGCACGUUCCAGUUCUGCUCAUCAUCUUUAUUGUGUUCGCUUACAUCAUGCUUGGCGCAUUCAUCCUCCCGCUAUGGGAGGAAUGGGGCACACUAGAAGCCUUUUAUUUCUGCUUCGUCACGCUAACCACAAUCGGUUUCGGUGACCUCUUUCCCGAUCACCCAAAUUUUUUCCUGUUGCUCUCUGUGUACACAGUGGUUGGCAUGGCCAUUAUUUGUAUGGCAUUUAAACUGAUGCAGGACCGCAUGGUCGGCCUAUAUAAGCAGUGCAUUAUCUGUAUCAGUUUAGGAAACAUACAGAGCUCAGAAAAGACCUAUCUUAAAACAGAAGUGGAUCCGUGAUCUGCAGAGUAUGAACCAUAGGUGUGCGCAGCCUUUGGCAUUAGAGUGUGCACCC
Molecule: messenger RNA, 1245 nt
Organism: Rana temporaria (common frog)
Lineage: Eukaryota; Metazoa; Chordata; Amphibia; Anura; Ranidae
Gene: KCNK18
Product: potassium two pore domain channel subfamily K member 18
Exons: 3
Coding region: 12-1190 (392 amino acids)
Biological process (GO): potassium ion transmembrane transport; stabilization of membrane potential
Cellular component (GO): membrane
Molecular function (GO): potassium ion leak channel activity
Source: RefSeq, a predicted model, not a curated record